Messenger RNA from Zerene cesonia (dogface butterfly), 1298 nucleotides. RefSeq lists its product as uncharacterized. The record is from RefSeq and is a predicted model, not a curated record. The coding region runs from base 72 to 1235 and encodes 387 amino acids. The transcript has 2 exons. NCBI's taxonomy places the organism in Eukaryota, Metazoa, Arthropoda, Insecta, Lepidoptera, Pieridae.
AAAAUAUUAUAUCUGCAAUAAAUAAAAUUAAACUGGAACAUGAAGAAAAUUCAACCAUUUGUCAUUAUGUUAUGUUCUUUGCUGGUGCAAUUAUUAUUUCAUUGUACAACAAAAAGCAGGAUAUAAUAUCGUUUAUAAAGAAGUUUUACGAAUUGAAUAGAUUUGAGAUAUAUGAAUUAAACUUCAAUAUUUUGAAAAAAUCCGCCAUAAACUUAUGUGAUGCCAUUAUCAAAUAUUCUGUUAUGAUAUGGGAAAAUAUUAAACUGGUAUCGAUAAAGUUAACAGAAACAUAUCUAAAAAUUAAAUUUGUACGCAAUUUAGAAAGACCAAAUUUACUCUUAAUAAAAAGAUUUAUAGAACUCAAAGAAGAGCGUAAGAAUUUAGGAAAGUUAUUAUUAGCUUCAAUACGAGAAAAUAAAAAUGUCAGAAUGAGAUUUCAACUAGAGAAUCUAGCUAAAAAUCGAUUAGCCCGAUACAUAGAACACACGCAUAAACUAAUUAAAGAAAGUCGAUGCCGAUAUGUGAGUUUUCAACAACUUUAUUUGGCAACACACCAAGAGAAUUUAUUUCUUAAAACGCGUAUUAAAAAACUAAUUGAUGAAAAGGAAAAUACAGAAAGAAAUCUUAUUGCAUUAAUUAAUGCAGUUUGUCAGUCGAAAAAUAAAGAACUCAAAGCUUUUUGCAGUAGAUAUAUCGUAGAAACGAAAAAUAAUUUAUUGAAUUCUGACGUUAAAAAUGAAAUACGAAAUUUUUUAAAUAAAUCUGUACGGAACAGAAGAGCACCACUUGAAAAUUCUUCGAAAAGUAAUUUAAUUGAAUCAGAUACAAAGAUUAUUGAAAAAAUUGAAAAUGAAUAUAUCAUCAUAUCAGAAGCUCCAAAGCUAAGGGGCUUACCGGGAGAAUACGUGUGGACAGUAAAAGACAAAGAUGGAUUGAUUGAAAAAUUAUAUGAAUGUAAUAUUCAAAAUGAUUGCGAUAAUGGUGAUACCAUACGAAGAAUAAGACAAUAUUCUGUUUAUUAUGAUAAAAACUGUCUAUUAGAUUCUACAAGUUCAGCAAGUUUUACCAAUCAAGCGAAUAAUAUAUGCAAGGAUUGUAAUAUAAAGCAAAUAAAUUACCCCAUAACAAGUCAUAAAUUUCUAACGGGAUCACAAGCUUUCCAAACAUUUCUCAAGCACAAUGAAAAUAUCGUGCAAUGUCCGAUGCAACGUACUCAGAUAAUGCCAUGUGGAUAAUGUGUGUCUUUAUUUUUUUAACCGGUUAUUUCAUAAAUAUAAUUUUAUUUUAAUUUAUUAUUU